Molecule: messenger RNA, 1895 nt
Organism: Cloeon dipterum
Lineage: Eukaryota; Metazoa; Arthropoda; Insecta; Ephemeroptera; Baetidae
Exons: 2
Coding region: 266-1807 (513 amino acids)
Biological process (GO): SCF-dependent proteasomal ubiquitin-dependent protein catabolic process
Cellular component (GO): SCF ubiquitin ligase complex
Source: RefSeq, a predicted model, not a curated record
GUUUACCAUACAUACAACAAUAAAAACAAAGCUAUUUUUAAAGAGAGCUUGCACAGAUGGAUUACAGUAUGAGGACAGUUAAUUUUGAUCAAUUCGGAUGACAUGGGUAAUAGUAUGAAACAUAAAAAGAAUUAUGUUUAUCAGGACAUGCUAUAAAAAGUUGAUUUUGCGUAUAUCUAGGUGUGAUCCCACCAUAGUCCGCAGAUAAACCUGUCCAGAUCUCAUUCCUAAAUUUCGUCUGAGUCAUCCCAUGUAAAAAGACGAGAUGCCGAAGCACAAGCAACCUCUGUCUUUGAUGUGGACCAGCAUGGUCGAGGUGACAAGACUGAUUCAAGGAGCGUGCGACAACAUUUACGACUCGCACUGGUCCUCCAACGACCACAACCUGCUGUCCCCGCUGGAGGCGAGCUCAGAGGCCAUCGAGGAAGUGCGUCGGUACUUCAUCGAUCCGCUGCCGUACCUGCUCCGGGAGAUGAUCUGCAAUAGAAGACACUUUGAAUUCAACUACGAGAACUACGUAAACAACGCCACGCAGAAGCUGCUGAUUUUCCUCAGGGUGGUGAUGCACAAAGACCUGACCAUAUUCCACAUCCCAGUGCUGAAGCUGCUGCCCUCGCACUUGGGGGCGCUGCCGGACAGCUUCUGGUGCCAACAGCUGUCCACCAUGAACAAACUGCAGUCGCUCAACCUGACCAACGUGUGCACAGACGAGCUACUCCGCGUCAUCAGCGAGAGCUGUCCCUUGCUGGAGGACAUCAAGGUCGUGUCUAAGUCGAGAAACAUGUCCGCAGAGUUCAACUUCAACGCCCUCCGCAAGGCCUACCACGUGACGGAUUCUGGUCUGCUGCACCUGCGGCGCUGCAAGCGGCUGAAGCGAAUCUCCAUCGGCGUGGCCAGGAUGCAGAACCGGCAAAUCACGCCAAAAGGCAUUUUGACCCUGAUGCUCGAGCUGCCUGACCUGCAAAGUCUGAACUAUCCCUACAUGGACGCCGUUUUGCAGAAUUUGAUCGCCAACAGAAUCGAGACGACGUUCAAAAUCGAGCAGAUCGUGGACAAGAGCUGCACGCUGAUCCACGCGCAGGUGCUGGCCGCGCAGUUCCAGAAUCUGAAAAGGUUGCACUUGGACCUGAGCCAGGACAUGGCCAAAGAGAAGCAACUGUUGGAGUCAACGGCCGUUCUAAAACUCUUGGCUGAUUCCAGUUUGAAACUCAACUCGCUGAGCCUGGGAAAAUGUUGUGUCAGCAAACAAACACUGCUGGAAUUUUUGUCUGUGAAAGGAGCCUUCCUGAGUGAGUUGAUUUUGAACGAUAACGCGUGCGAGAUCGACGCCAAGACGCUCAUUUUGAUCGGCACCAUGUGCCCUUACCUGGUUCAAUUGUGUCUGCAAAACCUCGAGACGGGGGAUUUUUGCGGGCAAGUUCCUCCUGGAUUGUUUCCCCACUUGAAAGACUUGAGCAUCAUCAGCAGAAAUAGCUGGGACGUGUCCAUUUUGCUUUCAAUUCUCUUUAAAGGAGAGGAAUUAGUGACUCUGAAUAUUGAUGUUCACUACCGCUUGUGCAACAUUAACAACUUUUUCACCAAUUUCUUCAAAUACUCCAAGCUUCCAAAGUUGAGGAAAAUCCUCUUCGGUGGUUCAGCAAUAAUUAAUCAGAGCACUUUGGAGAAUUUGUACAACAACUGUCAAAACUUGGAGACGAUUAUGUGCGAGGAGAGUCUGGUCCAGCUGACGAAACAAUCAUUCCUUGAUGACUUGAGAGACGAAAUCAACUCGAAAAAUUAUGACUUUGGCCUGUACAUAUUUGGAUGAAUAAUCAAUUUAUCUCAAUUACAUUAAUAAGCGCUUAUUCCAAAAUGUGAGACUGUCAGUCUUAAGUAAUAAAUUUUUCUGUUAUUCA